GCAGUGCAGAAUUUUCCUGUCGAAGUGCAGCAUCUCUGAUCUCUUUGUUAUUGUCUUGUCAAUUAUGUUCAAUCUUCCAUUAACUCACAAACGCUUUGCUCGCUGCUGUACACACGAGUAAUUUGCAAUGCAGUCAGUGUGGAAAUUGUCGUGUCUUCUUCCACUUUUUGUACUAUUUUUCACAUCAUGCUUAUCCGAGGUAAACAUAUCAAAGAAUGAAGAUUUAAUUUACUACGACUACUCCGAGGAGGAAGGAAAUCCCCGAAAUUUCGACACAGUCGAUCAGGAGAUGAAUGAAGCCAUUGACCGGGAUUUCCAGGAACAUAAUGCCAUAGAUAACAUCAUGUACAUCUACGGGAGUGAACGUAAGACCGUAUCCGGGAAGAAUAUCCUGAGUGUUGGCAGUACUAUUGCUCUCCUGGCGCAAACUAUGACCAUCAUACUCAUCUAUGUGCGAAAUAGGAAACUUCCCCGUCGUAAUGUCUUCUACCCGAUUGUGAUAAAUUUCCUAUGCGUGAGUUUUAGCGCAAAUUUUGUCUUCAUUGUUGGCGUUCAGGCAUCCUCCGGGAGUGCCUUUAGUUGUGAAAUAAUCGCCCUCGUCAUCCAUUUCUUGCAUCUAAGCGUAGCACUGUGGGGUCUCAUCUACAUCCAAACGAUCUACGUGUUCAUGGAAACGGACACGGGUCCAAAUAUGCGCCAAACAUACCUCACAGCAUAUGGGCUUCCGAUUUUCUACAUCACCUUCUCCUACAUCCUCACCGGAAAUGGCUACGAGACACGUCACUUUUGCUGGCUCUCAGUUCAUCGUGGCAUGAUUGUCAACUACCUAAUCCCCAUUUCUCUACUAAUUGUAACCACAACAAUCCUGGCAACUAUAACACUACGCAACCUACGACGGAAGCAGCAGGAGGGAUUUGUGGAGGAUUUCGGUGGAGUUGUCAUGGAGGGGUUGUCUCAAUCAACGGCAGAAUGCCGACGAGAUCAGUAUGAUUCGAAAUUUGAAUUGGAAUCCCUCUCUCUGGCUGAUCUGUCCAUACAGAGCUCUCUCGAGGUUGAGGACUACAUCGGCUUCCGCAGUGCUGUGCGUGUUUCCCUCAUUUUUGAACCUCUCUUCUCCAUUUGCUGGUUCCUCGGUGUGGUGGCACUUGAAAAUCGUGACACAUGGACCAUGCCAAUUGUCUACGUGGUCACCUUCAACAUCCUCAAUUGGUCCCUACUCCUGGCACGCAACAAAAUCUGCCCCAUAAUGAAUGUUUCGCAACCCCUUGGGGACACCACCCUGGCCACAGAGACUGCUCGAAAGGUUGAUGAACUGAUUGAGAAUGGCACGGUUAAGGGUGCAAUGAAUCAUACACCCUGCACCGAUACAAUACCCCUUCUUGUGAGCAAUCACACCAGGGAUUGCCCCGAAGUGAUUAUAUCGUCACCAAGUAAGACCGGAAAGACACAGAGCAGUGUACCGGAAUAGGACAUAGUACGUUGCCAAGAGCUAUACCCAAAAGAAAAAAAAUUAGACUCAUUCCCCCAGAUGGACUAAAUAAAUUGACUUCAAUUAUACAUUUUAGCACCUUAUAUUGGAAAUAAAUUCCGUAUACUCACA
Lutzomyia longipalpis is the source of this 1600-nucleotide messenger RNA. RefSeq lists its product as uncharacterized. Gene Ontology annotation, cellular component: membrane. The coding region runs from base 128 to 1468 and encodes 446 amino acids. The transcript is spliced from 3 exons. Gene Ontology annotation, molecular function: G protein-coupled receptor activity. The record is from RefSeq and is a predicted model, not a curated record. Gene Ontology annotation, biological process: adenylate cyclase-activating G protein-coupled receptor signaling pathway; cell surface receptor signaling pathway. Lineage: Eukaryota; Metazoa; Arthropoda; Insecta; Diptera; Psychodidae.